Messenger RNA from Nanorana parkeri, 1718 nucleotides. It is a transcript of the gene ADRA1B, whose product is annotated as adrenoceptor alpha 1B. Lineage: Eukaryota; Metazoa; Chordata; Amphibia; Anura; Dicroglossidae. Bases 14 to 1501 code for a protein of 495 amino acids. The record is from RefSeq and is a predicted model, not a curated record. Gene Ontology annotation, biological process: phospholipase C-activating G protein-coupled receptor signaling pathway; cell-cell signaling; positive regulation of cytosolic calcium ion concentration. Gene Ontology annotation, molecular function: alpha1-adrenergic receptor activity. The transcript is spliced from 2 exons. Gene Ontology annotation, cellular component: membrane.
UGACCUUUUUACCAUGACUGUUGGUGAGAACCUUUCAGUUCUUCCUUUUUCUCCAAACGUCUCCUGGGACAAUGGAAGCUCCACUGGCAGCAACCAAACGGAUACCAAUAGGACUCAAGUGCAGGUAGACUUUACAAGGGCUAUGGUCCUUGGAUUCACCUUAGGAGCCUUUAUAUGUGCGGCCAUAGUGGGCAACAUCAUGGUCAUUAUGUCUGUGGUGACCAACAGGCAGUUGAGGAUCCCUACCAACUACCUGAUAGUCAACUUGGCCAUCGCUGACCUUCUCCUCAGCACCACCGUUUUACCUUUCUCUUCAACCCUUGAGAUUGUCAGCUCUUGGGUAUUUGGCAGGAUAUUCUGUGACAUUUGGGCUGCCAUGGACGUUCUGUGCUGCACUGCCUCAAUUUUCAGCCUGUGUGCCAUUUCUAUUGACAGAUACAUAGGAGUUCGCUACUCUCUCCAAUACCCUACUAUAGUGACCAGGAAAAGGGUCUUGCUGGCUCUGCUUUGUGUCUGGAUAUUGGCAACAGUGAUCUCCAUAGGGCCAUUACUAGGGUGGAAGCAGCAGGCGAAUACUGAUGAGUCUGUGUGUAAUAUUACAACAGAGCCUUUCUAUGCCAUCUUCUCCUCCUUGGGCUCCUUCUACAUUCCACUUAUUGUCAUCCUGGUGAUGUACUGCAGAGUCUAUGUGGUAGCCAAAAGGAUCACCAAGAACUUAGAGGCUGGGGUGAUGAAAGAGAGGAUGGACUCCAAGGAGCUGACCCUCAGGAUCCACUGCAGGAAUAUGCAUGAUAGGAUGCCUAACAGCAAAACCAAAAACCAACAGACUCGCAGCUCCUUGUCUCUGAAACUCCUCAAAUUUUCAAGGGAGAAGAAAGCUGCCAAGACGCUUGGGAUUGUGGUGGGUUUGUUCAUCCUAUGUUGGCUUCCAUUCUUCACUGCUCUGCCUUUAGGUUCGAUCUCCGAGCAGUUGCAACCUCCAGAAACAUUGCAGAAAGUUAUCUUCUGGCUUGGCUACUUCAACAGCUGCAUCAACCCAGUCAUCUACCCUUGCUCCAGCAAAGAGUUCAAGAGAGCCUUCAUACGAAUCCUAAGGUGCCAGUGGGGGAACAGAAGACAAUCUGUUUUGCGCAGAUCCCAGUUCCGACCUCGGAGCAGCAGCACCAUGACCCAGCCACGUAAGGAGUCCAUGGAUGACAGACACUUUAUCAAUGGUAGCCAGAGGACAGUGACAACCAUCACUCCAAGCUCAAGCUACAGGAGCAGAUCACCCAAAAAAGAGGACAGUCCUCGAGGCUGGAAGCAUUCUUAUAUCCCUGUAGACUUGGAUCAAAGACAGAUAUCAGAAUCCGAUGUGCAGGACAAAUCGCAAAGUGUCUUCAUUUUUCUAGACCCUUCAGACUAUAAUGGACAUGGCACCGACAUUACAGCUCAAGACUAUAGCGGACCCAAAGCCAACCCCGGUCUGAUUGUAGUGCAGGACUCUAUUCACUUUAGAUAAUAUCCAUUUAGCUGAUAAUAAUUCGUAAAAGUGCCAUAUCCAUGUAUCAGUGGGUAUUUAGAGCUUUUUCAGUAAUCAUAGAUGAUCUGGAGGGGGUCUAAAUACUAGCCUUUAAAGGGAACAAAACUCAGUGACUUACAAAAACAGCAGAAGCAAGGUUUCAUAAAAGCCAACUUAAAGCCCACUUGAAGUUGCAAAAAUAGAUAUAAAGGUGUCU